CUCACUGGCAACCGUCGUCGAGGCAGCACAGCGACAGCAACGCGCAGGAUUUCAGACGGGCGUUUUCAGACGUCGAAUUGAAUCAGACAGUCUCGAACCUAGACCUAAACAGAAGUUUUAGAUCCCUGCCAAAAUGCAUAUAUAAAGGUCCUGAUCCUUCCUUCCUCCCUUACGACUGACAAGAUGGAGCGCCAAUAUGAUACUCAUCAGCAAAUCCUCCUUCAGCCCAUUCUUCACCUACAGCGCCAGUCAAAGCUAAUUUUGCUUGACUUGAGGAGACUGAAGGCGUCGUUACUGAAGGCUUACAAUUCUGACCUCUGGCGUGCCUAUCGGCGCGUUGCUGCCGAGGUGGCUGUCCAUGUUGACAAAAUAUUCAAGAUCAUUGCGACGUGCUGCGGUAUCCUCGACAGACUUGGCGACGACCUCACAACCUAUCGACACAAAAUGGGACGAAAAGCUUUUGAUGCGCUGCACGGAAAGCUGCAUGCAGCACUCAAGACCGUAUCUCUCACCUCGGCACUGGAGGCACUCCGGCAGACGAUGCGCAUGCAGCUUGUGUACCCAUGGGGAUUGGACGCCUUCGUACAUGGGACGCUCAUACCGUUCGUGGAGCAGCACGCACUUCCCAUACAAUUCGGCAGAGCGGAAGCCCUUCUGCAGGGCAUGCCCCUUUUGACCCAGCUCGAGGAGCGCCUACAAAACACCGUGCGCAUCACACGCGAAUGGGACUGCCUGUGGCGCGAAGUCUGCCGUGGAUUUCACCCGGAGGCCGUCCUGCGCAUCCACCAGCUGCCCCCAGAAGUCCGCGCGCAUGUCAUCGGACCGGUAAGUGCAGUCAUAGCGGUGGCAGAACGCUGCACAUACGACAUACGCAAGAUUUGUUAUGAUAUUGGGCUUUGUAAUUGCGAUAGGGCCGGGCGUACUGACUCCAUCGAUCGCUUUAAGUAUCUCGACCCUAACUACAUACCCUGACUUGUAACCAUGCCCCUAAUCUAGCCAAAGAUGUCCUUUAUCCCAUCAGCCUUUCCAGGUAUUCUGGGCCGCCUACUUUACAGCUCCCAUCUUCCUCCUCCCGCGAUGAUCAGGAUAAACUCCCCGAAUGAUGAACGAACAUUCUGCCCUCUCCCAUCAGACUCUUUCUGGUACAACUCGUUGUCGGCCUUGGCCUUAAGCUUCAGCGCUAGCCUGGAUGUAUUCUACAGAACUCACGCUUAAGGAAAGUACUUCUGAGUCGAG
Messenger RNA from Schizophyllum commune H4-8, 1236 nucleotides. RefSeq lists its product as uncharacterized. The transcript is spliced from 3 exons. NCBI's taxonomy places the organism in Eukaryota, Fungi, Basidiomycota, Agaricomycetes, Agaricales, Schizophyllaceae. Bases 184 to 972 code for a protein of 262 amino acids. The record is from RefSeq and is a predicted model, not a curated record.